Messenger RNA from Magallana angulata, 1325 nucleotides. RefSeq lists its product as uncharacterized. The coding region runs from base 219 to 1325 and encodes 368 amino acids. Gene Ontology annotation, cellular component: membrane. The record is from RefSeq and is a predicted model, not a curated record. The transcript is spliced from 2 exons. NCBI's taxonomy places the organism in Eukaryota, Metazoa, Mollusca, Bivalvia, Ostreida, Ostreidae.
AGUUUUGCGUGAAUAAAUGUACCGUAUUUAAAGUCUUUUUACAGCACCAUGUGGUCUUCUAUAGCAGUCUAAUCAGGAGAAAAAUUACUCAUUAUGUUUCAUGGCGAAAUAUCAAUUUGGAUAAUAUACCAUUGAAGGAAACAAGAAUACAACUUCUGGUAUUUAAAACCAAACCAAGGCAUCAUUAGCAGAAGAAAGGGACAAGAGAAACAACCAGUAUGUCGCAAAAUCAAACCGGUCCAGGUGCUUUUUUUGAAAAGUAUAAAAAGUUCUUGGAAAACCUUGCGUCGACAAAAUAUGAGGUGGACGCAAUCUACAAAUAUCGUGACUUUUAUGGAGAGUGGGGAAUGGCAUGCGUUCGCUAUAUUAACCCAUAUCUAUGGACUAUUCCUCUCAUUGCAGCAAUUUUACUUGUGGUCACUUUAAAAAAACAACAGCUUUUUGGGCAGAUGCAGAAAUGUUUAAUCUUAAUAAUGGCAAUUGAUGUAUUUUUCGCUACGGCUACAGGUCUAAAGGAUGCAGUUUUUAAUUUAAUGAUUUGGAACUAUGGUUUUGUCGAAUUUAAACUCUGUAGGUUCAUGUUGGUGUUCAUUCGAUUUCAAACAGCUGUUCACUCCACCUCGCUUUGGAUCAAAUCUCUUCUGCUUCUACAUGGGGUUUCCAUGUUUCUAUUUCCCUUUAAAUUCAGACACGUAAAUUUCAAAUUAUUUUUGAUUCCUUUUUUUUCUUUACAUAUAAUUGUAGUAGUUUCUUAUUGUGCCUUGGUAUAUACAUUCCCUAUACGAAGUCUCCCUACAAUACAAGAAUACACAUCUGGAAUGAAACUUAAAAAAAUCGAUGCAUGCGUCUGGGAUCAAAGAAUAGUCACUCUUGAUGCAUCGUUUUACAUAUUUGUACAAUAUUUUUCUUUCUUUGCUCAAACUGUAUACCUAACUCUACUGCCAAUUUGCAUUCAUUUUACUUGUACAGUUUUACUUAUAUUUUUAGUAAGAAAGGAAAUUAAAAGGAUGUCUAAUUUAGCCCCUACCAGUAGCUUAAAAUCGUUAAGAAAUGUAAAAUAUUUGAUUUUAAUGAAGAUCCACAUAUAUUUGGGUAUUUCCUUUUUCCUACAGGAGACUCCAAUUUUAGUUUCAACUGUUUUUGGUAGUUUUAUCCAAAGCUUAACCGAAAUAAAAAACGCGAGUUCUGUAGUAUUAAUUUAUAUGUUUCAAACGUUUGCAAUAGGCAAACCGAUCGAUUUAUUGAUUUAUGCAAGCCUCAGUCAAAAAGUUAAAACUGAACUUCUGAAUAUAAUUUGCUGUAGAAACAAAAAAAAUAAAAUAUAA